AUGUCAGUGAUGGAAGGAGAGUCUGUAAUUCUACGUACUAAUCUUUCUGAAAUACUGAACGAUGAUACAUUACUCUGGGCGUUUGGGCCUAAAGAUUUGUUCAUAUCUCAGAUAACGAGAAAGAACGACUUUACCUCUCUUUUUGUCACCGAUGAUGUGAGAUUCGCAGACAGAUUGCAGGUGGACCAAAAAACUGGCUCUCUCACCAUCAGAAACACCAGAAACAAACACUCGGGACAAUACUACCUUACAAUCUCAAGAGAAAAGACCACAUCCAGGAUAUUUCAUGUGGAUGUCUUUGGUGUGGUUGGUGAGACGGAUGGAGUGAAGUCAGUGUCAGUGAUUGAAGGGGAACGUGUCAUUCUACAGAAUGAUGUUGAAUUACUGAAAAAUGAUCUGAUAGUAUGGAGGUUUGGAGAUAAAGGCAUCCUCCUAGCUAAAAUCGAUGUAGAAACUAACAACCUUUCAUUAAAUGAUGCUGAUGAACGAUUCAGAAACAGACUACAACUAGAUCAAACUGGAUCUCUGACCAUCACAAACGCCAGAACUGAACACACUGGACUUUAUGAAGUACAGAUCAUUGGCCGCGAGAGCUCACAGCAGUUCCUUGUUUCUGUCAGUGCUGAUUUGGGUCGGUCUCCAACUGUCAUAGUUGGAAUAGUUGUUGCUGUUCUGCUGGUGGCUGGACUUUUAGCUGCUGUUGUGAUUUACUAUCGCCGCAAGAUCUCUGAACUACAAAAGCAAGAGGUGUCAGGGACGGAAGGAAGAACUGUCGUUCUAAAGACUGAUACUAAACUACAGAUCGGUGAUGAGAUAAAGUGGUGGUUUGAAGAUGACAACAAACCCAUAACCCAAAUCAGUGAAUGGACCAUUACAGACACUGAUAUAGAAUGUGAUGUUACUGACGAGAGAUUCAGAAGCAAACUGCUGAUGGGUGGUAAGAAUGGAGAUCUCAUUAUCAGUUAUAUCAGGACCAUUCACUCUGGAGUCUACAAAGUACAGAUCAGCAGCAAAACCAGAAGAACCAAAUACAAGAGAUUCAUUGUUACUGUCAGUGUGAAGAAAGUGUUUGUGACGGUUGGAGAAUCUGUCACUCUAAAGACCGAUAUUGAAAUACAGGAAGGAGAUCUGAUACUGUGGACCUUUGGAGAUAAAAACCGUCUUGUUGUUAAAGCUGAAUCAGGAACACCUAGUAUUAGUGAGAGCUUCAGAGACAGACUGCAGCUGAAUGAUCUGCACUGCAAUGGAUCUCUGACCAUCACGAACAUCACCAAUGCAGACUUUGGACAUUUUAAACUACAGGUCCUCAACAGUGAACGGAACAGAUUCAGGAGAUUCAAUGUGAUCGAAGGAAACAAAGUGAAGGAAUCAGCAGAAGCGAAACCACUGCUGGAUGAAGAGGGUGCGAGUUCAGUUUAAUAAGACACGCCCACCACUGUCAAUCUUUGUGACAUCAUCAACACUUGAGCUGAACAAUAUAUUUGUCAUGAAUCCGGUCCCUGUUACUCCUCCCGCUCACCACCAGAGGUCCCCUUCACCACACAGACUGUUUCACCCUUUCACCCCGGACUACAUUUCCCAUGAUCCAUUUCACACUACACUGAAUGCGAACACACCUGUAGCCAAUCACAUGGACUAUUUAUCACACACACUCACCAUCAUUCCGGGCUGAGUAUUGUAUGUAUGUAUCGUUGUUUAGC
Molecule: messenger RNA, 1700 nt
Organism: Onychostoma macrolepis
Lineage: Eukaryota; Metazoa; Chordata; Actinopteri; Cypriniformes; Cyprinidae
Exons: 6
Coding region: 1-1419 (472 amino acids)
Source: RefSeq, a predicted model, not a curated record